UGAUGAAUCUAUCGAACCGUUUCAGCUCCAAGUCCAAGACGGAGAGCGCCAACGAUUCUUCUUUCUCCAACGGCGACGAUGAGAAUCGUUCUUCCUCCGCAGCUCCCGUCGUAAUGCCACCGUGCUCCUCCGCCAAUGUACUCCGAGCCGUUCUUUUACUUUCCGUCGUCUUCUUUUGCUUCGUCCUCUACAGAACCUCUGUUUCACUCAACAACGUCGCCCAUGGCUCUUCCUCUUCGAUGCUCUCUCGCAUUUCUCCCUCUCUCAAUGAUUCUUCUUCUUCGGCUCCGCCUCCGGAGGAAGUUAAGGAACCUAAGCUAGAAGAUGUUUUGCGUAGAGCUGCAACGAAAGAUCGUACAGUGAUAUUGACAACUUUGAAUGAAGCAUGGGCAGCUCCAGGAUCUGUGAUAGAUCUCUUCUUUGAGAGUUUCAGAAUCGGUAAAGGAACAAAGAAGCUUUUGAAACACUUGGUGAUCAUUGCAUUGGAUGCUAAAGCGUAUUCACGUUGCAAAGAGUUCCAUAAGCAUUGUUUCAGACUUGAAACAGAAGGUGUUGAUUUCUCUGGUGGCGAGGCUUACUUCAUGACUCGCUCUUACUUGAGAAUGAUGUGGAGAAGAAUCGAUUUCCUUCGUACUGUUCUUGAGAUGGGUUACAACUUUGUUUUCACGGAUGCUGAUGUGAUGUGGUUCAGGAACCCUUUUCCACGGUUUUACAAAGAUGCUGAUUUCCAGAUUGCUUGUGACCAUUACAUAGGAAAGGCGAACGAUCUAAGGAAUAGACCAAAUGGAGGAUUUAACUUUGUGAGAUCAAGUAACCGAACGAUACGAUUCUACAAGUACUGGUAUGAUUCAAGGAUCAAGUACCCUAAAUACCACGACCAGAAUGUUCUGAACUUCAUCAAGGCAGAUUCUUUCAUCUGGAAAAUCAGGCUUAGGAUUAGGUUCUUGAACACAGCUUAUUUCGGUGGAUUCUGUGAACCAAGCAAAGAUUUGAAUCUUGUUUGUACAAUGCAUGCGAAUUGCUGCUUUGGCUUGGAGAGUAAGCUUCAUGAUCUUAGAAUCAUGCUUCAGGACUGGAGAGAUUACAUGUCUUUACCACUUCAUCUUAACCAAUCCUCUGGUUUCACCUGGAACGUCCCACAGAAUUGCAGUCUUGAUUCACUUCGUUUGAUUGAUUCUAAGGAUGAAGAAGAGAGCAGAUCACCAAAAGAAUCUAAACAGUGAAGUGUGUGUGUCUUACAAUGUAUAUAGAGAAACUGUUUUGAGAUUUUAUUUUGCUUUCACACGAAUGAAAAUAGAAAUAUAGAAGAUAAGGUCUGUAAAAUGACCAAUCAUUCUUAAAGACAAAAUACAUAACACAAUUGGUUUGCCCAUUGUCCCAAAGAACUCUUUCUCCUCUCUAAUU
Messenger RNA from Camelina sativa (false flax), 1404 nucleotides. RefSeq lists its product as uncharacterized. The record is from RefSeq and is a predicted model, not a curated record. NCBI's taxonomy places the organism in Eukaryota, Viridiplantae, Streptophyta, Magnoliopsida, Brassicales, Brassicaceae.